Messenger RNA from Thunnus maccoyii (southern bluefin tuna), 1469 nucleotides. RefSeq names its product peroxisomal biogenesis factor 26 (gene pex26). Gene Ontology annotation, biological process: protein import into peroxisome membrane; protein import into peroxisome matrix. The transcript has 6 exons. Gene Ontology annotation, cellular component: peroxisome; peroxisomal membrane. NCBI's taxonomy places the organism in Eukaryota, Metazoa, Chordata, Actinopteri, Scombriformes, Scombridae. The record is from RefSeq and is a predicted model, not a curated record. The coding region runs from base 159 to 1160 and encodes 333 amino acids. Gene Ontology annotation, molecular function: ATPase binding; protein-containing complex binding.
GUAAACAAGAAGUGGAGGAGAGGACAGUGGAUAAUUCACGCCUCCAAGCACGCUUGUUUUACAAAUAGCGUUAAAAUAAGCUGCUGAAAGUGAAGCUGUAGCUCGUUACGUUGUGGCUAGUUGUGUUUUCUGCUGUUUUUCUCUUAAUUUUGACAGUAAUGAGCAGCUCUUGUACUAGUCUGGCUCCUGCUCGCAGCUUCGGCUCAGUCUGCAGCCCUCCGCUCUCUUCUACUUUAGCGGAGAUGUUCAACAUGCUAGAGUCGGCUGCAGAGAAAUUGAUGGUCCAUAAAGAUUUCCAGGCAGCCUUUGACACAUGCGACAGAGGCCUGGAGAGUCUCGCCAGCAUGGAGCAAGAGGACAACAACAGGUGUGCAGAGUUAAAGGCCGGCUUCUGCAUCUUAGGGAUUCAAGCUCUGGCUGAGCUGAAUCAGUGGCAUGGUGUCCUCUCCUGGGUCCUUCAGCAUUAUGAGCACCAUGAGAAAAUACCAGCUAAAAUAAUGCAGAUGUGCAUACUUCUUUACUCCAAGGUGAGCGAGCCAGCUGUGAUGCAGGAGGCGGCCAGAGUUUGGUUACAUUGCCUGUCCAACAGUAGAGUAGCGGGGUUUGGGACCGUUGCGGAGCUGUACCUGCUGCAUGUCCUCGUGCCUCUUGGACACACAGAAGAGGCACGGGAGCUGAUCACCGGUGAGGUUGGAAGCGAUGCGUUCACAGAAGACCAGAAGCAGAUGGCGAUGGAUGUUGUAGAAGAAAAACAGCAACAGAAUAAAGAAAAUCCUCCUUGCAACCCAAACUCUGAAACUGUUGCUCAAACUGUUUCAACAAAAGGAAGUGUAAUCCAUAAACUGGAAGGCAUGCUCAGGCUUCUCUACAGAAGACUGUUGGUGCCCGGUUCCGGCUCCUUCUCUCUGCGGAGAGUCUUUCUGGCUGCCAUCCUUCUCUACAUGCUUCUUGUCCGAAUGGAUCCAGCUCUUCCGUCUUCAUUCAUGUGGAUUUCCAAACUUCUUCAACUGCUCAAACAGAUGUGGAGUGCCAUGUUUGCGCCAUAUUAUCAGACCCUCACUCAAAGAAAACAUGGUUUAGUCCCUUUUUACCUACGAAAAGCAUCAGUCAUAUUAACAACUUUUGUUACUCCAAAUAUGGACAAUCCCAGUAAUCUCUGAGUCAGAAACCACUGAGAUCAAAAAUCAAUAUUACAUGAGUGUCCUGGUCAAGAUAACAGCAGCACACAGAACAUAAAACAUGUUUACUAAAUGUAUGAUAAAAUGUGAAAGGAAUAAUUAAGGAUCAACAAACUAGAUGUGAUGAAAUGGUUAAUGUAAUACAUACUGUGUGUGUGUGUGUGUAUAUAUAUAAAUAAAUAUUUAAUACUAAUAUAGUCUACAAAUUUUAUUUUUUAAGGUUUGUAAGAGUUAUUCAGACUCCUGUACAACUGGAAAAUAGAUUCAAAUAAAGGGAAACAAUUUUUUUAA